Molecule: messenger RNA, 3264 nt
Organism: Caenorhabditis elegans
Lineage: Eukaryota; Metazoa; Nematoda; Chromadorea; Rhabditida; Rhabditidae
Gene: T19D12.4
Product: VWFA domain-containing protein
Source: RefSeq, marked reviewed
AAUUGAAACACUUUUCUAUAUAACACUUUAUUUUCUUUAGAAUACUUAGUUUUUUGUUUCGACAUGACUCAAACUGAAAGCUACGACUUGCAGACUCAAAGAAUGGUUGCUGCCCAGCAGAAUAAUGGGAAGAUAUUUGGGAGAUUCGAUCCAAUUCACAUUGGUCUUGCAGUCAUUUCUAUCAUCUUCCUAAUUCUUUCGAUCGUCUUUAUUAUUCUCUUCGCUACAAAACACGACUCUUCUUCGGGAUUCUUGGCAACUGGAUUUUCCGAUAGUAACGCAAGUGAUGUUUCAAAUGAUCUCAGAGGCCUUCUGAAAAACAAGUACACUGUGAACUCAUUUGCAGCAGAUGUUCAAGACAAAACAGUUAGUGCAGUUUUCUCCCUUCGAGACUCUGUUUCUGCAGAUGAUGUGCAAAAAGUUUUGGCCGGAUCCAAGUUGGUAUCUCAAGUGGAAACGACUUAUGGAGACAAAGCUACUGCCGUAUGUCGUCGACAACAGACAUUUGCUUCAACAGUUUCUGCAGCUCCAACAAAUCCACCAACUACCGUUACCACUGCAGCUCCUCCAGUUGUCGCGAGAUAUUGUAAAAGCAACCCAAUCACCCGUGAUAUUGUUCUUGUCGUGGAUAUGGACGAUCUGGAAAAGAACAAUCACACUGAAAAGAUGGCCAGUUUAACUGUCAUUCGUGAUAGUUUGGUGAAGGGAAUCACUUUCCCACAGGCCAACAUUUUUGUGAAAGCAGUAAUUAAUAACACUGUCACCGAUAUCUCAAAGAAAUUCGCCGACAACGCUGAUCAGUUCAAAAAUGAUUUCAACAUUCUUCUGAACACUGCAACUUUCUACAACGCAUUGUCUUUCAAAUUUGCUGAUGUUUUGGCACAGUCGAUUGCAAAUUUCAAAACAGGACGUCAAUAUGUCCCUGGGGCAAUUUUUGCAAUCACUGACAAACGAAUCAGUUCAGCUGUCGAAUCAAAUCCUAAAGAUAUUGGAAUAUAUGUCGGAGUAACCGGAGUUCGUGAUAGUUAUCUCAAGAGUUAUGCUGACGCUCGUGCUGCUGAUGAAGUAAUUUCCAAGGAAUCUUGGACAGAGCUUGCCAAUUCAGAUCCAUUUGCAACUUUGAUCUGCUCAUUCUUCAAACUUCCAACGACCCAAAUGUCUUCUCAAUUGGAAUAUCUUCGCACUGAACGUGACGCUGUCAUUGACACACCAAAAUGUGAAGUUCUUGACAUGAUUAUUGCAUUCGACACUUCUGAGUCUCUUUCUAGCCUAAUUGUUCCACAAUACGUCGAUUUUGCCAAAAAGCUCGUGGCUCAAUACAAAUACGGAAACGAUAACACUCGUGUUGGAAUCAUCACUUUCAGCAGCGACGUUGUUGAGGUCCGCAAAUUGACCGAUGGAAACACUUUGGAUGCUGUGAACGCUGCAAUCGAUACUGUACAUUACACUGGAGGAUUGACUAAUGUGACGAAAGCUCAGCUUACUGCAAAGAACUUGUUUGACACUGAAUCAAAUGCAAAUCGGAACAAAGUUUUGUUCAUUCUGACUGACGGAGUUCCAACUGUUGAUACAUACACAGAUGAGGUUGCUGCUGGAGACAAGCUGAAGAGCAUCUCAGUUAUUUCAUUUUUCGUGGGAUAUAGCAGCUACAGCGAUGAAGUUAAAACCGAAUUAGGAAAAGUGUCAGAGCCAAAGUAUAUCUUCGGAAACAUGACUUUCCUUCCAGAAAUCACAGCUCAAAUUCUCACUACAUACCCAUGCCCAGUUCCAAAGUGUGUCACUGCAUACUACGCUAUUGAAAUCUCUGAAGCAACUGACGAUUAUGUUGUUCAAAAUCUUCAGGAUAUUCUCAACAUUGCAACCCAAGCAUCAACAAUGCAAACUGGAACUGAAUCUUAUCAAAUUGUCACUUACAAUGAUGCUCAGAAUACUCAAUUCAAUCCAAAAGGAGAUGCAUCAUUCGCUUCUUUCAAGGCAUUUGUACAAGGUCUUAUUGCUGAUCCAAAAAGAAUCGCAGCUAUGCGCAGGGGAAUUACUCGUCUUGACUUGGCAAUUGAUGAUGUUACAGCUGAAAUGAAGGCACAGGCUACCAAGAAUAUUCGAUUCUCUUCAGAUAUUCUAUUCUUUGGACAAGCCAAUGAUGCCGUCUUGAAACCAGAUGUUGAUACUAACGCUAAAUUCCAAUUACUUAAAACUGCAGCCGAUGCUUUGAAAGCUCAAACUGGAGGGCUCAUCUACGUUGUCGAUGAUUCACGACCUGCAAAUAACUUUGGAAAAGAUCUUUGGACGGCUGUAACAUUGAAUAACAACAUCAUCCAAUACUCACAGAACAACGCGGCUGUUCUUAAAACAAACACCGAUUACUAUGAUACUUGGAAGAAGUUAUCAUGCAAUCUUCCAGCAUUGGGAACAUGCUAUGACACACCACUUGAUGUAGCUGUGCUAGUUGAUCUUCAAAAUAAGGAUUACGAUUUCAUGAACUACAUCACAAAACUUCUCAAUCAAUUUUCCACUCAAGAUGACACCCACUUCUCGAUGUUUGCUUAUGGUGCAUUCAAAACUUCAGUAAUCUCCGGUUUAUCCGUUCAUAGUUCUCAAGAUAUCUCAAACUUCGCUGUUACCUACGAAGACUGGAGAAAUGGAACUUAUUUCAUUACAACCACCACACCUGCACCAACAACCACUAACAAACCGGCAAACUUCUGGAACAAUAAUCUCUAUACAGUUGAUCAAACGAUGAUGUCAGGAGUAUUCGAUACCUUGGGAACUCAAUUCGGAUGUGGACACUACAGUGACGAUACGGAUCGUAUAUUUGCUCCAAAUCUCUUCAUUUUCGCAUCUGAUAACUUUGGAACUUAUGAUGCUUCAGUAUGGACUGAUUUCCAAGCUCAACUUCGUAACAGAUACGGAUGCUGGGAUUGUGCUGGUACCCCUACAUUCUUGUUCAUUUCAAGAAACGCCGCGGGACCUCCAGACACACUUGCACUUGGUCAAACAAUUCAUCUGACAACUGCUGAUUUGGAUAUUGAUGCAUCGGAUGAUACAUCAACACAAUCAAGCAUUAACCAGUUCAAUAAUCUUUUGAAUACCAUUUGUGUGACUGCACUUCCGACAUGUACAACGUACACAUCAACAUGCAAGGUUGCCUAAAUUUGCAUGAGACACAACUCACAACCUGAAGAGCUUUAAUCUUAAAUUUUGUUUUAUUUUUUUGUUUUUCUUCUCUGUUGAUACAUAAUCUGAACAAUAAACAUUUUAUUACUG